Messenger RNA from Trametes versicolor FP-101664 SS1, 606 nucleotides. RefSeq lists its product as uncharacterized. Lineage: Eukaryota; Fungi; Basidiomycota; Agaricomycetes; Polyporales; Polyporaceae. The record is from RefSeq and is a predicted model, not a curated record. The transcript has 8 exons. Bases 1 to 606 code for a protein of 201 amino acids.
AUGGCCACACACACCGCCAUCCCCGCAACGGACGUCCUCGCGAAGGCCGCAGCGUUGAACGUGUUUGAUCAGUCGGGCAAGGAAGUCUCUUUUGGCAGUCUUAUCCAGGACCAGAAGACAGUCGUCGUCUUCAUUCGACACUUCUUCUGCGGUGUCUGCCAACAAUAUGUCACUCAGUUAGCUUCAGUCCGCAAGGAAGCCUUCGAUGAAGCUAGCGUCCGUCUAAUCGUCAUAGGCUGUGGCGACUGGAAGCUCAUUAAGAACUACUGCGAGACCGCGGGUUUCACGUACGCCAUGUACGCGGACCCUUCCCGCGCACUUUAUCACACUUUUGGCCUCGUGGAGAGCCUUGACCGUACACCUGCUGGACAGCCGAAGCGCAGCUAUGUUGGCAAGAGCUUCAUUGCGGGCGUCUUGAAGAGUAUAUGGGAUGGUCCGCUCAAGAACCCGCAAAACAUUGGGAAAAACGGCAACAUCUCCCAGUUGGGAGGCGACUUUGUAUUUGGCCCAGGUGAGACCUGUUCAUACGCCUCAAGGAUGAAGCAUACCGAAGACCAUGUCGAGGUGGCCGACCUCAUGAAAGAGGCCGGCGUUGCAUACCCUUGA